Schizosaccharomyces osmophilus is the source of this 3219-nucleotide messenger RNA. RefSeq names its product WIP family cytoskeletal protein Bbc1 (gene bbc1). Bases 1 to 3219 code for a protein of 1072 amino acids. Lineage: Eukaryota; Fungi; Ascomycota; Schizosaccharomycetes; Schizosaccharomycetales; Schizosaccharomycetaceae. The record is from RefSeq and is a predicted model, not a curated record. The transcript has a single exon.
AUGUCCAAUUCAUCGUUCCCUGCUACUGACCUAUUUCCUCACCUUUCUUCCGAUGAACAGCCGCCUAUGAUCCAUAGCACUGCUGACCCUUCUUCAACAGGAACAGAUAUUUCUGAACCUGCACCUUGCCAAGCUCCUUCUACGGAACCGUCAUUCUUCGACAACGCAAACACAAAGACCGAACCUGCUGAGGAACCUGUUACAGAGGCUCGCAAACUUUCUUCUGAUCCCUCUAGUGCUGUCGCUCGGGAGAUUCAAUCAAAGCUUUCUUUAUCAAAAUCCCAUUCUUUUGAUGAAUCUGUUGAAACUCCGUCAACAAAUCCUGUAAACGAGUCCCCUAAAUACAAGGAAGAAGAUUCACAGGAUUAUGCGGAUGCUGAUUCUGAGUCUUCUUUUGCUGAAGCAUCUGAACACUUGAAAGACUUAAAGAAUUCAGAAGAUGAGAAGAAUGAAGAGAUAGAUCCGGAGCUAUCGCGUCGUGUUGCUUUACGUGAACGUAUGGCGAAAAUGAGCGGCGGCCUCGGUAUGCAAGCUUUUGGCUUACCCGGAAUGGCUGCUCCUUCUCAAAUAAAGUCUAUGAAAAAGAGCUCUGAACCAGAGUCUGAGCAUGAACGUCAACCUAUCAAUAAUCCUUCAAAGCUCGACUUAAACUCAAACAAACCACAAGAGUCUGCUGUUCCUUCAGGAAGAUCUAUAACUCCUGAGCAAGGUUCCCCGCAACCUUCUACCUACACAGAAGAAAAGUCUGAACCAAACAUUGACGAGGAGAUAUCCAACAGUUCUCAAAGUACUACUCUUCCUGGGUCCGUGGAGCAUAUUCCUGUAACUGAGGAUUUUAAGAGGCAAGGGAAAAAGGAAGAACCAUCCCCUCCUUCGAUUAUCACUGACUUCAGCCGCCAAAGUAAUCCUCAGGUGGAAGAGGUUUUGCCUCUUUCACAGACUCCCGUUAUUGCACGUCUUAAGCCUCAUCAUGCCAAUAAUUCUUCUGGCGGCCAGUCUUCGACUUCUGCAGUUGAUCCUGCUCAUGCUGUUCGUAGAGUUAUUGAUUCCAUUGAUCCUCCAAAGGACACAGUGGGCGGGACCGCUGCCGACGUAGAGUCUGCCGCAAAUUCACCAAUUUCACCUCCUCGAUCUUUGAAUAGUCGUGAACAGUCCCCUGAUGGGAAGUAUUCUUCCAAUAACACCGACUUUACAGAACGAAGGUUGCCCAGCCGUAUCACAGAAGUUUCAGAAUCCCAGACUUCUGAUGUUGAAAGAGCUCACUCUCAGCGUUCUGCUCAUCGCCCAUCUCUUACAACACUUCCAUCUAUAAAGUUUAACAAAAUGCAGACUCUUGCUAAUUUCAACGAGGAACUAGAUGAUUUGCCUGCUGUUCCUCGUAUAUUUAGUCCCCCACCUUUACCCAAAACUCCUUCUGGUGAGUUUGGUGACAGCGAAUUCAUUCAGCCAAAAAGACAGUUGAACACGACAUUUAUUCCGGGUCAUCAAACUAAGCCAUCGACUGCUUCUUCCUUGCGAAACCCUGUUUCAAUUUCUACUUCGGGUGGCCGACCUGUCCUUUCUGAUGAGCCCGACGAAGCUGAUACCCCUGAAGAACCCGAUUCCCCAGAUUCUUUUACCGAACAUCCUCUUCCUGCAGUUCCUGUGUCUGCUGAUCCUGUCAAGGAAGCUAGUGGUUCGACAAAAUAUAUUCAUACCCAGCGUAAGCCAAGUAUUAUUGCUCCAACUCCAAGUGUACCUGCAACAUCUCCACCGCCAAUUCCGGUGUUUCCUAUAAAUACUGAACCAAAAGCUCCUUCAGUUUCACCUCCUCCUGUUCCCAACGUUAAGUCUGAAGAAUCCCGUUAUGAAUCGUCUGUUUCUCCUUCGGCACCGGUACCUGAAACCAAUCAGAAUAACUCACUGACCCAGGAUAUUACACAGUUAGGAAACAGUAUGCGUUUGCCUACUAGGCUUGUUCGUCCCUCUUCUGCUGGGAGAAAAGCAUCAGGUCCUCGACCGGUAGCACCUCCUUCUAUUCCACCUCCACCUCCUGUUUCUAUGAGCAAAUCAGAGGUAUCGAAAGGGCCAGUACUACCAGCUCCAACUUCAUCUCCUCCAGUUCCUCCACCCGUGCAUCAUCAAGCGCCUCCUGCUCCUUCUACAGUUCUACCCUCUGUUCCUCCUCCUACGGCGGAUGUGCCACCCGUACCAGUAUCUCCUUUUUCUUCUCAAGAUUUUAAGAGUAGCUCAAGUCCCAGUGUUUCACAAAUUUCGGAACCCAACAAUCAGGAAGUAAGUCCUACUGCUAUGCCACAAAAUAGCGAUUCUGUCUCAAGGAAUUCUAUUUCGUCUAUGUCUAUACGCCAAGCCCCUGAUGUCAACCCUCCUCCUCUCGUUCAGAGGCCAUCACAAAGAUCAAUGAGAUCUACUGCUUCCGUUAAACGGCCUUCUAUUGUCGCCACAAAUGGUCCAUUCAAUGACGCUUAUGUCGCUAAGAUUGUUGAUACUUGUGCUGAACAAAAAUGGUGGCUUGACUCUAGCACGGUGCCCAAUUCCGUAGUGAAUUUGGAUGAUUCUGUUUUGUACAUGAUUAGAGAAGGUACGACGGGUCCAAACAAACAUUUCAAGUCUGUACACAUCUUGUUUUAUGACUAUAGCCAGACGGUUUUGACUUCUACAUUUAAUCCUGCUACGCAUUAUGUAACUCAACUUUCGCAGUUACAAUUGGCACCUCCAGCGCAGCCCUCUAAGGAGCGACUUGCCCAAGAAUUUGAAUGCUAUGGUAACACUAUUUUGAGAAAAGCGAAGGCUUCUCAGGGGCUUACUGUUGGAGAUGGUACUGCGUAUGCCUUUGUUAGUUCUGUACUCGAUAAUCUUACUCAAAAUAUCGAGCCAAUUAAUAAGCGUACUUUCGGUGCUAUUGUGUACGCCAAUGACUCAAAUGUUACUAUUCAACAAAAUGGUGAAAUCAAGGCUGGCGACAUUGUCACCUUUGAGAAUGUUAAAUUGAGCGGUCAAAAAGGCACGCUUCGUCACAAGUACGCUUUUGAAGUGGGAAGACCAAUCCAUGUUGGCAUUGUUGCAGAGUGGGAAGUUUCAAGGAUGAAAAUACGCGCUUUAGAACAAGGACGCGAAUCGAAGAAGGUUUCAUUAGUUAGUUAUAAACUUGGUGAUCUGAAGAGUGGUAAAAUAACGGUUUGGCGUACGAUGCGACGAUCAUGGUUAAGCUGGACAUAG